Messenger RNA from Exophiala oligosperma, 1765 nucleotides. RefSeq lists its product as uncharacterized. The record is from RefSeq and is a predicted model, not a curated record. Bases 242 to 1408 code for a protein of 388 amino acids. NCBI's taxonomy places the organism in Eukaryota, Fungi, Ascomycota, Eurotiomycetes, Chaetothyriales, Herpotrichiellaceae. Gene Ontology annotation, molecular function: dioxygenase activity. The transcript has a single exon.
AAUUAUAAAAUGCUGGAGAUGUCCGCAACGAACGCUCCAGACUAUCUUUUGUUUCUCCCAACUAUUCCUUUCUGACAAUUGAUAUAAGAAGCUUGAUUGGCGGGCGGAGCCGGCCGUGUUUUUCGAUAAGCUCAUCCCCAUAUCAACUUGCCUCCUCGAUCGUGUCCAUGACCUCUACAAGUCUCAGUAUCGACCUUAGCUACUCCAUAACGACUGCUGUAGAACGUGGCCAUUAUUCAUAAUGCCUGCAGUGUCCGUGCCGAACGGCAACGCCGCCGCCUCAGAUGAAACUGUGGAUCUGCCCUUGUUCGAUAUUUCCCAAGAAACUCCGGAACUUGGUAAAGCCAUCGUAGAAGCGGCAGCAAAAUGGGGCUUCCUUUGGAUUGCAGGAUCCCCAAAGCCAGAAGAUGGUACCGCGACGACAACGACCAGAACGUACGACUUGGACGAGCCGACGGUCGAUCACCUUUUCGACGUCUCCCGCCGCUUCUUCAAAGAAGCACCCCCCGAAGAGAAGCAAGCGUGUGCCAUCAAACACAAUCGCGGCUAUGUCGGAAUGCAUGUCGAGAACCUCGAUCCUAGUAAGCAUGCCCGAGGCGAUUUCAAGCAAGCAUUCAACCUUCAGGGACCAGAUCUCGCGACUGGCGAAUGGAAUCAACCAAUUCCGGACACCUUCCAGAAAGAAGAUGCCGCGCUUCGUGACUUUCAUACCAGAUGUCGAAAUAUGGCGACCCGGCUUCUCAGGCUCAUAGCUAUGGGCUUGGAAAUUCCCGACGCCGACUGGAUUGCGCGAACGCAUGACAAUGCACCAAACACCUCCCGAUUACUGUACUACCCUGCACUCCCACCCAACUCUGACUACAACCCGCAGGCCGAUAUUGGGGCCGGUGCACAUUCCGACUACGGGAGCAUCACGCUUCUGUUUACAAGGCCCGGUCAGCCUGGGCUUGAGCUGCUGAAGCCGAAUGGAGAUUGGGCAGCUGUGCCUGUAUUUCCACCCAACUAUCAUUCUGCGACGUUUCCUCCAGUCGUCGUCAAUAUUGGCGACUUGUUGAGUUACUGGACCAAUGGCCUGUUGAAGUCAACCAUUCAUCGGGUUGUCUUGUCAUCACCUACUAAGGAGACGAAUGGCGUCAAUGGAUCCACCACAAACGGGCACGGGAGUAACGGCGCUGGAACAGAUCGCUAUUCGAUUGCCAUAUUCGUCCAGCCUCACGAAGACACGAAGCUCACGCCCAUGCCUUCGCCACUGGUUGCUGAUCGGGCUGAGAGCUUCCGUAAAGAGGUGAUUGGACAUGGUGGUGGAGUUGUCAAUGCUGAUGGAAUGAAGACGCUAACUUCAGGCGACUAUUUGAGUGCCAGAUUAAAAGCGACUUAUGGAAACGUGUACCAGAGGGAAGAAAAGUAACCACUGUGAACAUUUUCACUAUUGUCGCUCUUAUCGGUUUCACUAAUCUUGUAUUUAUAAGUUGGAACCCUUGGGUUGUCACUGGGCGGGGCUGGUCAGAUGGCUGAGGAAAGAUACGCCGCACAGCUACAUGCCAAAAGAAUCAUGCGUUCUGGGGAGCCUUCGCUAGAAGCCUUUGUAAUGGUGGCAAGAUAUGCGUUGAAGAAUACAUUAUGGUUAUGUCAAGUAUUUGUCAGGAGCUGGUGGAGGAAUAGUUUCGUCACUUAUCUUGCCAAAGGUCAACUCUUUUCGAUCUGACGUUGACAUUGCAUAUGAUUUAGUUCUUGUAUAAAAUAUACGUGAUGCUUUGCUACCUGC